AUGGCACCACUACCAGUCGAAACGAGCUUGAACACUUUGACUUUACAUUCAUCUCACCAUGCUGAGCAAGAACACGAUCAAGAACAAGGCUUAGAAGUCAAAUCCAAUCCAGAGGAACCUAGACCCCAUUUUGCACCAGGGGACGGUACCAAGCAGGAUGCAGGAGUCACUCGUAUCGAGGGGUUGUACCUGGUCUUUGGUAAAGGAUGGGGAUUAUACUCCCUGUGGGCUUCUAUCGGUUUGAUCGCAUAUGUCUACUCCCUCAGUCGACUUACCACUGCUUAUUACGCCGCUUUCGCCACCUCCGCUUUUGGCGAACACACCAUCAUCGGAACCAUCGGCGUUGUUAAUUCAAUAAUAGGAGGAGUGGCCCCUCCGAUUAUCGCCAAGCUGGCCGAUAUGUGGUCCCGACCGCACACCCUGACUCUGGCUGUGACGCUUUACGCCGUCGGCUACGCGAUGUGUGCCGGUGCCCAGAAUGUCUCAACGGUGGUUGCUGGCCAAGUAGUGUACACUCUGGGAAACACGGGUAUCACUUUUCUCAACAGUCUACUCAUUGCGGAUAUCACUUCCCUUCAAUGGCGGGCCUUCGUUGAUGGCGCUGUCAACUUGCCCUAUGUCUUGAAUGCCUUCGUCUCGGGAUAUAUCGUGGAGGACAUCAAUGGUUACAGUGCCAACGGUUGGCGAUGGGGUUACGGAAUGUUCUGUAUCCUUCUCCCAGUGUGUGUCUCGCCGGCUUUGAUCGUCCUUUUGAUUGGUGAUCAUCGAGCGAAGAAGCUCGGCACUGCGGCGCUUGGUGCUUCUCCAACUCGACCCGAGUGGCUGGCCCGAAGUGACGAACUCCAAGGGAAAUCGACGCUACAAAUAAUCUUGUACUACUGCAACCGACUCAACGUUUUGGGAUUCUUCCUGAUGAGCUUUGCGUUUGCCCUCAUCCUGACUCCGAUGACCCUCAGCACGACAGCGGAAGGGGGAUACAAGAAUCCCUCUCUCAUCGCCAUGCUCGUAAUCGGUGGUAUCCUGUUCAUUUGCUGGGCUGUCUGGGAUGGGUUCUAUGCCGAAUACCCAUUCAUGCCUCGUCGUGUUUUCAACAGAACUUUUGUCGCUUGUCUGCUCGCCGAUUUCUUCUACUACUUUUCGAGUUACCUAGCGGACGGAUAUUUCCCAUCUUGGGUCUAUGUCAUUGUAGACUGGCCUGACAAACACUACCAAUUCUUCAACAACACUGUCACCGUCGGCACUUGCGGUUUUGCCUUCAUGUUUGGUCUGCUGAUGCGGUAUACCCAUCGAUACAAGGCGUUCCAGAUCUUUGGUCUAUGCCUUCGUACUCUCGGUUCUGGGCUGGUCUACCUUUCCGCGACAAAACCCACCGAUGCCGUCCUGGUAUGCUCUCAAGUCUUUAUCGGUAUUGGCGCUUCGGUCUCCAUCAUAGCUUCAUAUCUCGGUAUACAGAGCUCCGUACCGCAUCAAGAUCUUGCGAUCGCCACUGCAGUCCUCAAUCUCUGGGCAUCUGUGGGCAGUUCCAUCUCCCUCGCAAUCUCAGCUUCUGUUUGGAACAGAGAGGUUCCCAAUAACCUUGAAAAGUACUUGGGCUCCAUGUACAAUGCGACGGAAAGGGCGUCGAUCUUCGGCAGUAUCUAUGUUGCUCGUCUGACCGAGCCUCGGAACCUGGUCAAGCAAGCGUACCUGGAUUCCAUGAAACCGCUCUUCCUUGCAGCCCUGAUCACGUCUUUCUGCUCGAUCAUCGCCGCCGCUUUUGCUAAGAACUAUUAUCUUGGCGACACACACAACGCCGUUGAGGACAAAGUCAUCAAAUUCAGAGAUCAGCAAGAGAUUGAGAAGGAGCUUGCGGAGAGACGAGACUGA
Molecule: messenger RNA, 1866 nt
Organism: Kwoniella botswanensis
Lineage: Eukaryota; Fungi; Basidiomycota; Tremellomycetes; Tremellales; Cryptococcaceae
Exons: 11
Coding region: 1-1866 (621 amino acids)
Biological process (GO): transmembrane transport
Cellular component (GO): plasma membrane
Molecular function (GO): transmembrane transporter activity
Source: RefSeq, a predicted model, not a curated record